Anthonomus grandis grandis is the source of this 1877-nucleotide messenger RNA. RefSeq lists its product as uncharacterized. Lineage: Eukaryota; Metazoa; Arthropoda; Insecta; Coleoptera; Curculionidae. Bases 162 to 1712 code for a protein of 516 amino acids. The record is from RefSeq and is a predicted model, not a curated record. The transcript has 7 exons.
UUCUUAUAAGACCGAAAGUGAAUUUAUUGCCAUAUUAGUUCUUAUAAGUGGAUGGCAUGCAUCAGUAAUAUAGUUCAAUAUUAAUAAAUUGGUGCAUAUAAAAGUGUCCUUGGGCCACUUUAGGACCCACAUUUUUAUUUUUAUUAAUGAAUUAAUUGCAAAUGAAUUUCUUGAACAUGCUGAGGGGACGAAUAGCAUUUUUCUUACUUAUUGCAGUACUAAUAAGGGAAGGAGGUUUCUCUGAGGUUGGCAAAAAUGGAGACUACAUAAUAAACACCAACAAAUGCAAAAUCCCUAACUUACCGUUAUUCUCACCUGAGUUAAACCUCACCAGAGGACCGCGAGUUAACUGCACCAACUUUAAUCCACUUUUAACAUACGUUAAGGAUCAAAAGCUUUAUAUAAACCAAGAAGCCGUCCAGAAGUAUUUUGAAAACUCUAGCAGUAUUAAAUGUUGCUACACUAAUAUUUAUAGAAAGGAAAACCGUUCGGAUCCAGAUACAGGAGUAACAGUGUCUUCUUGCUGGCAAUUCAACCACUCAGUAGAACUCCAGCAUGACCUAAUCUGGGUAUCCUGUACCACUUUCAACGACUUUCAUCCUCUCCUAAACAAUUUUCCAGUCACCCCGAUAUACGAAAAUAUCCAUCAAGUAAUUCAGAUGAAAGAACCACUCAGAAUCAAAGCAAAGAGACUAAAGAAAUCAAAUACUAAAAAACCAAUUAACGUCUUAAUGGUGGUGAUAGACUCUGUGGCCAGAUUGAAUUUUAUAAGAACAAUGCCUUUAACCUACAAUUUCGUUAUGGAUAAUGGUUUUUACGAAAUGACUGGAUAUAAUAAGGUGGCAGACAAUACUUUUCCGAAUGCCAUGGCUUUUUUGACCGGAUUAAACUUGAAUGAUGCUUUGGACGUUUGCAAGCCAACAGAAAUUACGGGGUUGAACAAUUGUCCUUUUAUAUGGAACAAAUAUCGAGAUGCAGGUUAUGCCACUGCUUAUGGCGAAGAUUGGUCAUCGCUAGCCACAUUUAACUACUUUAAAAAGGGAUUUAAAGACCCACCUACUGACUACUAUUUCAAGCCGUACAUGGACGCUAUUGCUUAUCUAAAACAGGAAUAUCAGGAUACCAUGCCAUUUUGUGCUGGACCUGAGACACAAGGAGAUCGAAUACUGAACUUGGCCUACGAUUUUGCUUAUAAACUGAAAAGCCUUCCAACCUUCGGACUGUUCUGGAUGAACACUUUUAGCCACAAUAACAUACGCACUCCUGCAACUAUGGAUGUUAAUGUAAAAGAGUUUUUCCAGAAAUUGAAAGAUUCCCAAAUACUUGACGAGAGUAUUGUUAUCCUUAUAAGUGAUCACGGAGUGAGAUUUGGUGAUAUCAUUAACACCACCAGGGGGUUCUAUGAGCUCAGACUGCCCAUGCACUACAUAUCCUUACCACCAUGGUUCAAACAACAAUAUCCAUUGGAAACUAAGAAUCUUAAAGAUAAUUCUAAGAAGUUGAUCAGCAAUUAUGAUCUCUAUAUGACUUUGCAGCAUAUCCUAAAACUCUCUGGAGCAAAUUAUAGUAUUAAUUCUUGUUGGGCUUGCAGGCAGUGUAGGUCGUUCUUUGAGUAUAUUCCUGAUGAUCGCAGUUGUGCUGAAGCUGGUAUCCCAGGAAAGUGGUGCACCUGCAAUGUAAGAUUGAGUGAUAAAAGUGAUAAGGAUUAUUAAGUUUAAUAUAUGUGUGUUAUAAAAAAUUAUUUUGUAUGAAAUUGAAGGACUUUUCAGGGUGAUAUACUGCCUUUCGACUACGUCAUUAAGUUGAAAAUCCAAAAGAUUAUUGACCUGCAUGCGCCACAUAAAUUGUUUACUCGUUUAUUAAAUUUUUACUUUGUC